Nicotiana tabacum (common tobacco) is the source of this 1432-nucleotide messenger RNA. RefSeq names its product GCN5-related N-acetyltransferase 6, chloroplastic. The record is from RefSeq and is a predicted model, not a curated record. Lineage: Eukaryota; Viridiplantae; Streptophyta; Magnoliopsida; Solanales; Solanaceae. Gene Ontology annotation, molecular function: acyltransferase activity, transferring groups other than amino-acyl groups.
UCCCUAAUUUUUUUUCCUUUUGUGAGGGAACAAAUGGAUAGAUAGUACCUACACAAGGAAUAGUACUGUUGACCCUCUCUCUUUUUCCUUUAAUACUCUUUUUCUUCUCCUCUUUCUUAGGGUCUCAAGAAAAAAGUUUGAAUCUUUCCCAGGUGAUUCAACAAGAAAAAGGAAAAGAAAAAAAAAUGGAGUUGAGAAGUAAAUUUUUGCCUCAAUUCAAGAUUCAACAGCCUGAACUUACUUGGGUUUUCUCUAAACAAGGGAAAAAUAAACCCCUUUUUGUUCUCAACAUUUUUAGCAGGGAGGCUUUUCCCGUUUCAUAUGAUAGAUGGAAAAAUAUUGAAGUACAUUGCAAUAAUGACCAAAGUAUCCGGCAGACACCCCUGUCAAAGCAGGACAAUGCAAAGUUACCCGAGCUAUCUUUUAACCGGCUGCAGCAGACUGAUGAUGGGUACUGUGGAUUGCAAAAGCGGAACUUUGGUCGUUUCAUUGCUCGUGAGGCCAUGCUGGAUGAAGAAUAUUGGACGGCAGCCUGGCUACGGGCAGAAGCUCAUUGGGAAUCUGUGUCCUAUAUGAGGCAUGUUGACGCAUAUAAAAGAAAGUAUGCCGAACAGGAGUUUUAUGCUUUAAAGAGAAGAUGUUCUGGUCAGGAUGGAAAUUGCUUGAAAUGCUUUUGUUUUGUUGCGGUCAAAAAGGAAGAGAAAAAUGUUAGAAGAACAGUACUUAACAGCGUGGUGGGAACUUUGGACCUGACAAUCCGACAAUUUGUACAAAGGGAGAGAUACCCAGGGGAAAUCAAAAGGUUAUCAGCUGUCUUGGCAUGUCAAGAUCCCUUUGAUUCACAUAAAUACGCUUACAUUGCAAAUGUCUGUGUUGCAAAGUUUGCUCGACGUCAGGGUAUUGCUUCAAAUAUGAUACAUUUGGCUGCUGAUGCGGCCGCCUUACAAGGUUUCAAGCAACUAUUUGUUCAUGUAAAUGCAGACAACAUACCUGGCCAGGAACUAUACAAAAAAACUGGCUUUACGAUUGUUGAAGAAGCUUCAUCAUCUCUAUCAAAAGAACAGAGAUUACUUAUGUCCUUGGAAUUAUAAGUUCCAUUGCUACUUCACUGCCUGACUAAAGAGGAUGUGUUAGUUUGUAUAUCUUUGAGUAGACAACUAAUUGUAAUAUAUAUGUUUAGAAAAUUGUAUGAUUUGUAUGAGUUGGGGCUAGCUCAAUUAGUAGUGAGUGAAAGCUAUGUUACAUGGACUAGGGAACGGGUAUGUAUUGGAUACGCGUUAUUUAUGUAUCCAAUACAAGCGCGUACAGUUAAAUUUUUAGUGUAUUUUAAAGAAUUCAAACUAUGUAUUUUGUACUCGUAUCAGACAUUUCAACAUGAAUACGUCAAAGACAAAUGAAGAACUCAUGUAACGUAGGUUGAGAAUUAUUGUUA